Messenger RNA from Fopius arisanus, 3699 nucleotides. It is a transcript of the gene Usp20-33, whose product is annotated as Ubiquitin specific protease 20/33. Gene Ontology annotation, molecular function: zinc ion binding; cysteine-type deubiquitinase activity. The record is from RefSeq and is a predicted model, not a curated record. Bases 825 to 3542 code for a protein of 905 amino acids. Gene Ontology annotation, biological process: protein deubiquitination. Lineage: Eukaryota; Metazoa; Arthropoda; Insecta; Hymenoptera; Braconidae. The transcript is spliced from 5 exons. Gene Ontology annotation, cellular component: cytoplasm.
AGCCAUAUUACACAUUCUUGAUAACCCACAUUAUCCGAGCUUUGGAAGGUUGAAAUUCUAAGAAAAUAAUUUUAUCAUUAGGAUGAAUUAUAUCAUUUUUAACUCGUUUGCAAGUAUAAGCUAGUUAAAAUUUUGAUUUUUUCAUGAUUUUUUAAACAAACUUCGAGUUUAUGAAGUUGAAAUCAUUUUUCAUUUCAAUAAUCGAGUAUCUCUAUCAUACUCUCCCGCCGGAUUAUAUCGUGCGUUUUCGGACGUCAUCGUUAUUCCCAGAAGCACUCUACUGUAGUGACACGGCUUUCUCGAAUUAUCGAGAUUCUCGGGUUUCAAGCUUUGCGUAUUCGCUGUUUUACUCAUGGGUACCGGCUCUGGCUUAGUUUCGUGCCGCCGUUAUGAAAGCUUGUUGAAGGCUUUCCAUAAGCUCUAGAAAUCUCUGGUAACAAUUCGACUAGGACAUAACGGCAUUAAUUUAGUGACUUUUCUAUCUUGAACGAUGGCAUUAUUGUUGUCAAGAUCCAGCUGAAGCUGACCCUUGUAUUUCGAAUGACAAUCAUUUUCGUUGGGUUGAAUAUUCUGGUGAAUUUGUGUUGUAUACAGGUUAGGAUACGUUUCAUAUAUUCAGUGAAACAAACAAAUAUGUUGAAACAGAAUUUGAUUACUAUGAUAAUAAUUUACACCUUUCUAUACAGUCGGAGAAUCCUAGAUCAUUGAAUUGUAAUAAUAGUUGUUAGAGAAGUGAGAGGAAUACAAACGAUACUGCGUUGAUUUGAAUAAUCAAUGCUUUCGGUUAUUCAUAUAAGUUGAUUAACUGACGUUUAGUCGGAGCCAUGCCAGUAGUAGCACGAAAUUGUCCACAUAUUUCGAAUCAUGGAGAUCUCAGUGUCAUCGAGGGAGUGUUCAAUCACCGGGAAAAAUUUACAAAGUGCAAUGAUUGCGAUAAUGAAGGCCCUGAUCUUUGGUUGUGUCUUUACCCUGAUUGUCGAUGGGUAGGAUGCACUGAAACACAUCUGGAUCAUAGCACGAUACAUAAUAAUAAAUAUCCCCUGCAUUGUGCACACAUGAAUCUAUCAACGAACAGAAUCUGGUGUUAUAUGUGCGAGAGGGAAGUGAUAACAAGGCAUAUUCCAUCGCCGUCUACAUCACCGACGCAGAUGAAUGUUAAGGGUGGAGCAAAUUAUUUUGUAGGGGAUGGACCGGGAGGUGUUAAUUAUAAGGCUGAGGUUGAUAGUUUCGGCAUUCUCUUAGAUAGAUUUUACACCAACCACGAUGCAAAGUUCAAUUUUGAAAAAAGCGGUGAUUCACCGGAUAGUUCAGAUUCCGAAGAAAUUCGAGACUUGGCUAGCAAACCACGUGGUCUUGUAGGCCUUCAAAAUAUUGGCAAUACUUGCUAUAUGAACUCAGCCCUUCAAGCCCUUUCCAAUGUCGUUCCACUGACUCAGUAUUUCUUGGAUUGUGGUCAAGCAGUUUCGUACAUCGUAAAAGAUCGGAAGCCAGGGUUGAGUUUGAAUUAUAUGAAUCUGGUGAAGGAUAUGUGGAACAGGAACACUCGAGGGUAUGUGGUUCCUAAUGGAAUUCUGUCUGGGAUUCGGGCAGUUAAUCCAAUGUUUCGUGGAUACCAUCAGCAUGAUACUCAAGAGUUUCUCCGGUGUUUCAUGGACCAACUGCACGAGGAAUUGAAAGAGCGAAUCGAAGAAGGCAGAGAACAGCAUAUUUAUCUGCAGGUCACUGAAUCCUCCGAUGACGAAGAUCCAGAGUUGGACGCUACGACCUCUAGUCAAUCAGAUGCUGAAUAUGAGACGUGCGACUCUGGAGUGAGUGAGCAAAGUUCUACCAGUGACGAUGGUGACCGAGGAACGAAACGUCGUUACUCUCGAGCUUCUCAAUCUGAGAAACUCCGAAAUAAGUUCACGACCCGAAGCAUGAAGAAGCCCCUCGAUGAACAGUAUAACCAAUCGCAGAGAUCACUCCAAAACUCUCCAACGAAACAUCGAGCAAAAAAGCAAAUGAAGACACGAAGUAUCAUUAGCGAUAUUUUUGACGGGAAACUAUUGAGCUCAGUUCAAUGUUUAAUGUGCGAUCGAGUCUCCACAAGGGUGGAAACCUUUCAGGACCUCUCACUACCAAUUCCGAGCAGAGACCACAUCGACAUGUUGCAUCAGGGUUCGUUAACCCCUCAAAAAGCGGGUCCAUGCUCUGACGUGGUUUACGUGACUAAUCAAUCAGGGUGGAUGUAUUGGUUAAUCCAAUGGAUGCGUUCCUGGUUCUGGGGCCCAGUCGUUAGUCUCCACGAUUGCCUCUCUGCCUUUUUCAGCGCAGACGAACUCAAAGGAGACAAUAUGUACAGUUGCGAAAAGUGCAAUAAGCUUCGAAAUGGAAUCAAAUUUUCUAAAGUCUUAGAUCUUCCAGAAAUUCUUUGCAUUCACCUCAAACGUUUUCGUCAUGAACUAAUGUUCUCCUCAAAAAUAGCAAAUUAUGUGUCUUUCCCUUUGGAUGGAUUAGAUAUGCACCCAUAUCUCCAUAAAGAUUGUGUCUCCAAAGUCACUACGUACGACUUGAUAUCUGUCAUUUGUCAUCAUGGAACAGCUGGAGGUGGACAUUACACUUGUUAUGCACUAAAUUCAGAUGUAAAUCAAUGGUUCGAAUUCGACGAUCAAUGUGUGACACAAGUAUCUCCAGAAACUGUCAAAAAUUGUGAAGCCUACGUACUUUUUUAUCAGAAAAGUUCUUAUGAAAUAACUGAGUGUCGUGAUAAAAUAGUGGAACUGUUAGAGAGUUCUUUUAAAGCACCUGAGUUAAAUUUCUAUGUAUCCAGAGCAUGGAUCAAUAGAUUUAACACUUGUUCAGAGCCUGGAAUGAUUGAUAAUUCAGACUUUUUGUGCCCUCAUGGGGGAAUUAAUCCAGUGAAAGUUAAUUAUAUUGAUAAAUUGAGUAGGCCACUACCGCAGGCGGUCUGGGAACAUCUUUAUAACACAUUUGGAGGUGGGCCUGCUUGUACACAUUUGUUUGAGUGUCCUGUUUGCGUGGAAAAGUAUGAGACACUGCAGCAGAGGAGGAGAUAUGAGUUGGAGAUAUUCCAGAAGUUUAAUAAUAUGGAGAAUCCCACGGCCAUUUAUGCACUGGCGAUGAUCUGGUUAAGACAGUGGCAAGGCUUCGUAAAGGGAAAGGAAACACAGCCUCCAGGACCUAUCGAUAAUUCAUCGAUUGUGCUCAUUGUUAAUGCCCAGAAAGUUCUGAAACCUGGUUCAGAUUGUAGCCAAGUAUCGGAAGACGUCUGGCAAUUCUUUGUGAGUAUCUACGGUGGUGGUCCCGAGUUAGUUCUCCAAACUUGUCAACGACCACAAAUGCAUCAAGCCAAUACUUCUCUACAUUCCACAUCAGCACCCAACUUGGCAGGGCAGAGUACAAAACAAGCUCUCAUCGAUCCCAAGACAACUAAAAUAAUCAUUACUAAAAGUACAGAGGUGAUAUCUCAGCAAGACAGUGCUAUCGAGAGUAUCGCGUCUGACAGUGAUUCGAUAAAAACUCAGAGGGAUUUUAAUGUAUAAAAUCGUUAACAGACAGGUGUUAUUAUUCAAUGAUUGAUGGAUUAUCUAAAUGUAGUGAAAAGUGAUCAAUAGAUUUCAAUUAGCCAUCACAAAAUUAUUCUAGUAAAUAUGGAUUGGAUAAAUAAAUCUUAACUGAAGAUCUUUAUUAGAUAUUUAA